AUGGUGAAACUAAUCAUGCGCAAUAUGGUGAAUUGCGUGAUGGGGAAGAAAGUCCUCAGCAAGUUAAAAGUUCCGGAAAAUUACUACGAGGCUAAAUCCGAAGGGUACGAUGGUCAUUUGGAGUGGGAAGGUGACACGAACAAAAUGCUGUGCAUGAAAUACGAAUUUUACGAGAAGAUCAAGAAACUCCGACAGGAUCACAAUAAUGCCGAAGUUAUGGAGGUGUUUGAAAGUUUAGGUGUAGCGGCAACGGAGAUCCAGAUGGAACAUCUCUGUGAGCUGCUUCAAGAGUCGGAAUCGCCUGAAAUGGCGAAGGAAGCCCUAUUAAUAGCGAUUUGUAUCGGAAGCAGACCAUUGGUCGAGCUGAUCCUCACCAUCUUUCAGGACUAUCCACACGAAGAAAGAUCAGGAUGUGCCAAUUCUGCUGGAUUUCUGCCACAUAUGACUCCACUUAUGCUGGCAUGUAUUCUCAACAAUUUCGCCAUUGUUCAAUGUCUGCUGCUCAGAAAUCAUUCCAUCGACAUACCUCAUCAUACUGCAUGUAAAUGUGAUCUCUGUCUACUUGUUCCCAACAGUAACAUGGACGCGAUAAGAAGGGUUGAUACGCUUCGCGCACUAAGCUCGGAGGCAUUUUUAUGGCUAGCCACCGACGACCCGUUUGCUGCUGCCUGCUCCCUCUCUCAGGACUUGGCUAUAUGUAUUAAGGAAGAUAAUUUUGAAUUUAUGGACACUUAUCGUGUUCUUUACAAUAACGUUCAACGAUUUACGUGUCAUGUCAUCGAUAAUAAUUGGAGAGCGGAAGAACUGGACAUUUUUUUAGCUCAUAAAUGUCACUGCCCCUUGGCGACGUGUGCAAAUCCUUAUCCUCGGGUUCAACUGGCGCUUGAGGCUCAUAUGAGGAAUUUCGCCGGGAAUCCGAACGUCCAACGAGCCAUGGCUUGUAUAUGGUGGAGAGGAUGGGGCAAUUUUGGAUCUAAUGUGGCUCGAGAUUCGUAUCGUGUCUUGCGUCAUGUAUUUUUAUAUCCAAUACUCGCUUUGUUUUAUAUAUUCACUAAUGGGAAAGUGGGCAGUUCUUUUGAUGUACCUCUGGCGAGAUAUAUCAGCUACACUGCAAGUUAUAUCACAUUUGUUGGAUGUUUGAUCGGUUUGCGUUAUGUGAAAAUUGGAAACCAGGCAAAGACUGUACAUACACCAACGGGAUACGUUGGUGGAAUGCCACUUGAAAUAUAUUGUUACCUGUACGUUAUUGGUAUGUUAGCAGAACGAUAUAUUCAAUUUUGUCGUAUUGGCUUCAAUAACUACUUUAAUUUCUGGUGGCGAUGGUUUGACUUCAUGUUGAUCGGAAUUUUUUGUCUAGCCUUACAUUUAUGGUUAACUGGUGUUCUUAUGCCAAUGGAACCGGAUCUUGAAGAGCUGAACAGAAUUCAUUGGCCAGCAUGGGAUUAUUUUCUCAUCUAUGAUAUCUAUGUUUGCACCGGUUGUAUCCUUGGUAUCUGGAAGAUUUUUUAUUUUUUCCAAUUAAUUAAAGGAAUUGGAGGGAGCGUGAUAUCGGUUGGUCGCUGCGUAUCAUCCAUUUACAAUUACCUCAUCGUGAUGGGUGUUAUUAUGAUUUCAUUUGCGGUUGGAAUAAAUCUACUGGUACAGCCUUACCUGAACAGUGCCGUUGUGGACGAGGAUGGUUCCACGCGUGAAAUGGGACAACAGUUUCGGAGUAUAUUUUUUACUACACGAAAUUUGUACUGGGCUGUCUAUGGUUACCUCGAUCCAAACACUUAUACCAUUGUCGCUGGGAACUCUGGACCUGAUCAGAAACCUACAGUGCACUACAUUACAUCCUUCGCAACAGAGGCAAUCAUCACAAUGUAUCACUGUAUUAUUGUAAUAACACUGCUCAAUCUUAUGGUAUCGUUACUCGUCAAAAAAGCGGAUGAAGUUUUAGAAAACGAGGAGAGCGAGUUUAAGUACACUCGAAUUGUUAUCUAUUCGGAAUUUAUCGACUGGUCCUCCGCUGUGCCACCACCUUUUAAUUUGAUUUAUAUUACGAAAGAGACGCUGAAAAAAUUUUUCUGGGAUAAAGAUGUUGUCCUAUCUUGGCCGGAACUGUGGACUUCCAAAGAUCUCCACGAGCCCGAUUACAUAGCCAGCGCAAAAGACUGCGAAGUUUACAGUAAUCUAAUGAUGACACUUUUCUCUCGGUUUCGAGCCAGCAAAGAAUGUCACUACCGCUCUAUUUUUAGAACAGAAUUUGAUAAAGAUCGUGCAAACGCUGAAUCUUCUGCCAAGGUUGCAUUUAUGAACAGCUACAAUGACCGUUUCGAUGCAUCGAAAUGGGAGCCGAAGGGAUUUAUUGCGAUUGAUGAGGAGAAAAAUGAGAAUAAAACACAGGAAAGCACAAAAUAG
Messenger RNA from Necator americanus (New World hookworm), 2400 nucleotides. RefSeq lists its product as uncharacterized. Gene Ontology annotation, cellular component: cation channel complex; plasma membrane. The record is from RefSeq and is a predicted model, not a curated record. Gene Ontology annotation, biological process: regulation of cytosolic calcium ion concentration; calcium ion transmembrane transport. Bases 1 to 2400 code for a protein of 799 amino acids. The transcript is spliced from 22 exons. Gene Ontology annotation, molecular function: store-operated calcium channel activity; inositol 1,4,5 trisphosphate binding. NCBI's taxonomy places the organism in Eukaryota, Metazoa, Nematoda, Chromadorea, Rhabditida, Ancylostomatidae.